Molecule: messenger RNA, 909 nt
Organism: Drosophila takahashii
Lineage: Eukaryota; Metazoa; Arthropoda; Insecta; Diptera; Drosophilidae
Product: zinc finger protein Paris-like
Biological process (GO): regulation of gene expression
Cellular component (GO): nucleus
Molecular function (GO): zinc ion binding
Source: RefSeq, a predicted model, not a curated record
AUGACUGAGUUGUGUCGCGUUUGCAUGCUGAACUCCCAAGACAUGAUAAAUAUAUUCGAUGGAGCACCGGAAUCGGGAGUUUCGAUGGUGGAGAUUAUAUCGCACUACACGGGAUUGGAAGUCAAACGGGGAGACUCAUUUCCUGAGAUAAUUUGCUUAAUGUGCCUGCAGGAUGCUCGGAAUUCAUACGGGAUUGUUGGAUCAAUCAACACUCCAGUGAAGACAGAAAGAGGGGCCUUUGAGGCGGUGCUGCUGAAGGAUGAGGAGGUCAAUCAGAUGCUAGACUGCCAAGUGAAGCAGGAGUUCCUGGAGGAGGAUCUACUGGAGGAGGUAUCGGACUAUCGGAGUGAGCAGGAGAUCGAUAUCGACUACCCAGUCAAAAAGCAGGAAUCAUCUGGGGAGAGUGAAUCCCAACCUUUUUAUGGUCACUCAACUGAUAAUAUCGAUGAAGAUGAUGAUGAGGACUUCGGUACUGAUGAGCCCACCUUCAAAUGUCCCUUGUGCCCCGAGAGCUUUCGUCGCGAAUGGAGUCUUCAGGUGCACGAACGAACUCACGUUGGCCGAUGGCCCUUUAAGUGCGACUAUUGCCCCAAAUCCUGCCGAACUGCCGCGGAUCUGAGGCUGCACAAUCGGAUUCACACUGGCGAAAAGCCCUACAAAUGCGAUUAUUGCGAUAAGACUUUCAGGGAACGCCAGGGUCUGAAGGUCCACAUUCGUGUCCACACCGGAGAAAGACCCUAUAAAUGCGAUUAUUGCGAAAAAACCUACAAGGAGCGCAAAUCUCUCAGGGUCCACAUAAGGAACCACACGGGCGAACGACCCUACAAGUGUUCCCACUGCCACAUUGCUUUCGCGGAUCCCUCAAGCCUUCGGUCUCACGUCCGCAUCCACACGAGGAAUAACAUAUAA